Molecule: messenger RNA, 2454 nt
Organism: Notolabrus celidotus (New Zealand spotty)
Lineage: Eukaryota; Metazoa; Chordata; Actinopteri; Labriformes; Labridae
Gene: cacul1
Product: CDK2 associated cullin domain 1
Exons: 8
Coding region: 156-1325 (389 amino acids)
Biological process (GO): ubiquitin-dependent protein catabolic process
Molecular function (GO): ubiquitin protein ligase binding
Source: RefSeq, a predicted model, not a curated record
CUUUAGUAAGUACUUCCGGUUCGAGACAGGACGCCUCAGUUUAAAGCUUUAGGAUUCACCCUGGAUCCUGUCUGUGUUGGUCCUGUGAUACGAAGCCGAUAACCGAGGAGGAGUUCGCCCCACACCCUGACGCAGUCUGCCUUGUGUUUUACUUCAUGGUGUUAUUUGUUGACGUAGUUACACCAGGCGUCUGCACACAGGAAGGGAAUAAGAAAAUGAACGCACUGGAUGGGGACAUUUUAGACGUAGAAGGCGACCACAGCCGGUUCUCUUGUGUCAGCCUCAGCCGGGGGAGAGAGCGCUCUGGUCAGCUGCCGGAUGCAGCUCCGGUCCCGCAGCACGUCAGUCUGUCGGUGCCGGAAGGAAAGCUCGGCUGCAGGAGGGGGACAGGUCUGUCCUGCAGCCCGGGACUGCUGAAGUUAACUCAGCUGGAUAAAGGCAGUGCAAGCAGAGAAGCCAGAGAGACCGGAGACACGGCUGCCCCCGUCGAUAGAGGAUUCACCAUCGAUCCUCCUAAGUUUCGUAAGUUCGCGUGUAGCAGAGAGCUGACACCAGGGCCUGGUUUACUGCAGACCUCGAGCUAUUCGGCCCGAUGUGACAUAACCACUGUCCUCUCUCUCCUCUCAGUCCUGAAUACAGAGGCCAUGGAGGACUACCGAAAAAACCACUGGCCUAACCUAGAAAAGACUAUUGACAGACUGUUGGUUCACAACCCAACAGACCACAUCUCUGUGUCUUAUGCUCAGAUAUACAGUUACGUCUACAAGUGUGUUUGUCAGCAGCACUCAGAGCUGCUGUACAAUGACUUGAUGCAUAAAAUAAGUACCCACCUGCAACAGGUUUCCAUCUAUCUAGAGGCUAGCCCUCCAGAGAACAUCAUCGAGAACUUUAACGACGUGCUGAGCCAAUACACGGCCUCUCUUCAGUGUAUAGUUCCUGUUUUUAUGUACUUGAACAAGUUCUAUGUUGAGGCAAAGCUAAACAGAGACCUAAAACAGGAUCUGAUGAAGUUGUUUGCUGAUCACGUUGCAGAAAAGCAUGUGAACACAUUGAUAUCUCUUCUCAUACAAGCUAACUCCAUGCCGUUUCAAGUGCAGCCGUCUACAAUGGCCAGUGUGGUGAAAGGCCUCCACAGCCUUCAACCAGAGUGGGCUAAAUUAGCCCCAGCUCUCUUCUCUGGGUUUAUUCCUCAAAUCAACCCACCUGCUGAGGAGUCUCUGUUAUCUGAUUACGCUUCAUAUGACCAGAAGUUACAGCUGGAGCUCUCAAUGAACGGAUUUUCACGAGGUGACCAGUCUCGCAAACGGACCAGUGAUGACUCGUAACUGUAGAGCCAUUGUCUCCAGAAUCAUCGUGUGCCUCACAUCUUAAUCACAAAGUGUCUCGGUGCAAAAGUUAGUCAGUUGACCAUGUAUCAGUCCCAGCUCUCCUGACAGGUAACGUUACACUGUGGACCACAGGAGAACAUCAUGUGAGCUGUUGAACACUUUAGUUUACUGCACUGAAAAAAGCACACAGACUUCCAUAACAGUGCUCAUGAUGCAUCCAGCUUCAGUCUUUGUGAAAUGCUCCUGGGAUUGUUCUCUUCUGAAGAAAGCAUGCCGUGUUUUCUUCUGGUCAGAGAUCCUCAUGAAGGAUCGGUCAGUAAGAGGUGGAACAUCCCUGAUCUUUGAUGUUCUGGGUAAAAGGAGUCUUUUGUAUUGCUCUCAGUGAAAAUACGACACAUGCCCUCAUGAUGUGUGCAGCCCAGUGACUUCACUUUAAAAAAGAGGGUUUGGAAAUACAUGAAACGAGGCGAUCAAGUGAUUGACUUUAACUUUAAGUCUUUUCUGCAUGUUGCUCUUAUCUCAUCAGUAAAGUUUGUAUUUGCUACGAUGCCAAAGAGGAUUUCAGUUCUUGUUUCAGUUUGUAAAGCACUGGAGUAAAGCUAACUUAAUGUUGUAUACAGUCUGCAUCACUGAGCCAUCUGCAUUGUCAUGUAUGUAUUGGAGAUUGAUAACUGUGAUAUGAAGAUGAUGAUAAUGAUGAUGGUGAAGUAAACAUUUUUGUACGGUUCAUGCACCUCAAGCAGUCACACUGUAACGUUGUCCGGUGCCGAUGCACGUCUCUGGGAGCAGAAGCUGACUUCAUGUAGCCAGUGUUUGAUGUGACGACGACUUCAAGCCAAGUCUUCCUUCUGUUUACAGAGUCGACGUGCGGCACCGGAACAAACCAAACUCUGUUCUUUCUUGGUUUAUUACAUCCCUUGGAGUUGCGCUUGUUCAUCUGUUUCUGGUACAGCAGCGCAGAGAUCAAAAAGUGACCUAUGCCAUGCCCCUCUGUAGCUAGUGGCCUGCCGCGCCAUGUCGCUGCCUUUGCUGCUCUCUACCAUCAUGUCGCUCCUUAUUCAAACACACUAAAUAAACAUCAGUUCUGCACUUGAUGGGCCUCUAAAUAAACUCCUCAAGAAAAGUU